Messenger RNA from Rhagoletis pomonella (apple maggot), 586 nucleotides. RefSeq lists its product as uncharacterized. The transcript is spliced from 2 exons. NCBI's taxonomy places the organism in Eukaryota, Metazoa, Arthropoda, Insecta, Diptera, Tephritidae. The record is from RefSeq and is a predicted model, not a curated record. Bases 93 to 542 code for a protein of 149 amino acids.
GCUAGAAAGAACCCUUUAUAACAUACUUUGCGAAUCUCAAGUAAAAUCUCUCAUGAAAGAGCGCGUGAACAACCAGGAACAACCAGGAAGUAAUGAAGGAGUACAAUACUCGCAGCGGAAUUGAACCAUUUUUUGGUAGACCCAUUCUGUCACCAACGCCAACUGGCGAAGCUGGGCCGUCCAGUAUUUUACCUGGCAAUAAAAAAUUAAACUGCCCAAUAUGUAUGACAGCAGCAGACAAACAUACAAAAACCAGAUUCGUAUGCAUUAAUUGUAAGCAUCCUGUAUGUCUAGAACAUUCCGAACAGUUUCAAAAAUGCUUUAGCUGUAUCCCACCAAAACAAGCAAAAAUAUUCAUGCCUAUUACGGUAUCCGACGGAUGCCAUCCGCACGGAUCUAAUCAGAUUCGCACUGUCGGAAUAAGCGAGUGCGAAAGAUUAGAUUCGUGCGAAUGGUAUCUGUCGGACCGGAAUAGGUCUGUUUCCGAGGGAUCCCAUUCUCAUGAAUCUAAUCCUUCUCAUUCGCUUGUUAUGGCAGUGUGAAUCGAGUUAGAUCCGUGCGGAAGGCAUCCGUCGGAUACCGUAAU